AUGCCAAAUUACAGGACAUUGCCGUGGUGUCUAAUGCCCUCUCCAGGCUCCUCUUACAUCACCAUUCCUGUGUCCGUUGGCUAUCACGUCCGUACUCUGCUCUCCGAAGUUGCAGUACAAAAUCGCCUCGUCGAAUAUAAUUCCCGACUAUGGGAUCCCUCCGCCGUCCUUCGUCGUGGAAGUCGGGAUACUUCAGCAGCUGGGUAUUACAAUAGUGCAACAGUGUUCUGGGAAUUUUGGAAGCAAGCUCCAACACAACAAUCUUGGGUUGGAAAUAGCAGGAAAAUCCUGCCCUAG
Molecule: messenger RNA, 297 nt
Organism: Rasamsonia emersonii CBS 393.64
Lineage: Eukaryota; Fungi; Ascomycota; Eurotiomycetes; Eurotiales; Trichocomaceae
Exons: 2
Coding region: 1-297 (98 amino acids)
Source: RefSeq, a predicted model, not a curated record